GCCGUGUCGUCUGCAAGCUGCAAGUGAUCUGUCAAUUCCGUGUCUCUUGUGUUUUCUUACAAAAUUGUUUCUCUCCCGAGAUCAAAGUCAUCAACCAGCACGCAUGUAUCUACAUGAAAGUCGGGAAAGAGUAAGGGUCGCGAUUCUAACACGUCCCUCGAAGAAUCAUUAAUUGAAUACAUAUGUUCGAUCACGUUCGAAUUUAGGUUAGAAAAAAUGAGGAGUUUCGUCAAUAUCUUGAAGAUGCUCGUCGCGUUCCUUUACGAUUACGCGCGCGGGCUGUCUUAUACGGUAACCACGAUACUUGUAUUAUGUUACUGCCUUCAUCCGGCGCGCUUUGCCUCUCAUUACACUUACAUCAAGACCGAGAAUAUAUACGAGGAGAUGGAGAGGUCGUAUCCACCUAGGGAUAACUCCUGCGUGAUCUCCGUCAACGGUAGACGAUCCUCCCAGCUGCUCUAUCCGGAGCAGCAUCCCCGGGAGGAUCCGGUGGCGAUGGCACGACGACUGGGCAUAUUACCUGGUGGCCAGUGGAAGCCUCUCAACUGUCAUCCGCUCUUCAACGUCGCCAUCAUUCUACCCUACCGCAACCGGCAGAGUCAGCUGGCCGUCUUCAUGAAUUACAUACAUCCAUUCCUGCAGAUGCAGAACUUGGACUAUCGGAUAUUCGUCAUCGAGCAAAGCCCGAUGCGCGAGUUCAAUCGUGCCAAACUCUUCAACGUCGGCUAUGCAGAGGCCACCAAGAUCAAUGACUUUCACUGCUUUAUUUUCCAAGACGUGGAUCUGAUACCGCAGAACCCUGACAACAUCUAUGCGUGCACCAAAAUGCCCAGACACAUGAGUUCUAGUGUAAAUACUUUCCGAUACAAUCUGCCCUAUACAGGCCUGUUUGGGGGUGCAAUAGCGUUAACCAGGAAACAAUUUGAAAGGGUCAAUGGAUUUUCCAAUGUUUUCUACGGCUGGGGCGGAGAGGACGAUGACUUUUACAGUCGCUUACAGUCUAGGGGUUUUCAGAUUACACGUUUUGGACCCAAUGUGGCACAAUAUUAUAUGCUAACACACAAGAAAGAACCACCCAGCACCGCAAGAUUUGCAAAUUUGGAAAAUGGUGCUCGCAGGUACGAUACUGAUGGGCUCAACAAUUUGGAAUAUCGAGUAUUGAACCAUCAAUUGCGACCGCUAUACUCUUGGAUCUUAGCCGAUGUGUAAUGUUU
Molecule: messenger RNA, 1214 nt
Organism: Nylanderia fulva
Lineage: Eukaryota; Metazoa; Arthropoda; Insecta; Hymenoptera; Formicidae
Product: beta1,4-N-acetylgalactosaminyltransferase B
Biological process (GO): glycosphingolipid biosynthetic process; carbohydrate metabolic process
Cellular component (GO): Golgi apparatus
Molecular function (GO): galactosyltransferase activity; N-acetyl-beta-glucosaminyl-derivative 4-beta-N-acetylgalactosaminyltransferase activity
Source: RefSeq, a predicted model, not a curated record